AUGAUACCGGACCAAAGGAGCGCAUUCCGCGCCUCAGUUUUGCUGGCUUGUGCGAUAAUCUGCAGCAACGUGCUAUGUCCCGCCGGUGCCUAUCUGUACAACAACCGCUACGCAGGGUGAGUAAAACAGGCACCCAUUCAUGUCCGCUCGGAGCUCACCAGAGUCCUCAUUCUGCAGGAAAAGUUCUGACAGCGUUUUUUUCUUCCUUUACCCCCCUUUCUUCUACAAGAUGCGGGAUUUAUCUUUGAUCAGGCACAAAAAAAGUUCAUGCUCACUAUCAUUCUGGGACAUAUUUCCAGUUUGAGACAUAAAUAUACAGAUUUUAUCUCAACACAGACAGGUUCUGUUGUCUGGUGGCACUGGGAUAAGUUAGUAUCUGUAGAGUUUUGUGCAGAGAGACCUUCAGAUUGCUCAUCAUAGGCACAGAUGUCACAGGGGGAUGCUUCCUGCUACAGACGCCUGUCAAGCUGCUCGUUUCCAAAAAAUUAUAGCUGCUGCACCCAACUCUCUUAGCGUGGCAUGUGUUUCUAAAAUCACCAGAGAGUCAAAACAGUCAUUUUUGACAAACUGCAUAGCUGUCUGUCUGCAUGUUUUUGACUCUGUGUUUGGAACACUCACAUCUAGCCCAUAAAAUAGAUAAUCUCAGGUUUUGACCCUGGAAGUCAAGUUUAAGGAGCAUUUGGACAAAUUGAUGUUAUUUCAGGGACCAUCUGGAGCUGGGUAUGUGUAGUAAUUUAGGGUUUAUGGUGUUUUUCAAAAGAGAUUAAAAUGUGAUUUAGUUAAAGCACAUGGGGAUCACCUCUAGUGGAAACCCUCUCUUCAUCUCAAACUACAUAUACUCCAGAAUCAGUCACUGUAAGCCUUUUUAAUUUAAAAGUAAAUCCUUCACUGUCAAAAUGUUUCAAAAUCAUUCAUAAAAUUAUGUCUAAGCAUUGCUGAACUUGAGGAUUUGGACACUGGAGCUGCAGAAAUGAUAUUUUGGAAAGCAGUAUCCAGACGCUGCUGGUCCAGCUCUUUAAAGCAAAUUGCUUCCAUCCCAGAAGGAGAGCGGCUGCGGGAAUCAACAGACUGUCAGCCAUAGCUCAGAAAAACCCUGCAGCUUUUUCGUAAAGCAAAAGGCCCUUUUUUCAUAAAAGCAGUGUAACUAAAACAGUCUGCCCUUAUCUAGACUAAUUACAACAAGAAGGCUGAGGAACGGGCCAAGUCUGGACUACAACAGUACCAGCGUUGACUAUAUUUGGUGUUCAAACAAAGAACACAGUCCCAUUUGGAUAAAGAGAAUGAAACAUAUUCUCUUUAUCCGUCAGAAAAUUGACAAUUUUUUCCCCCCUAGUUUAAAUCUGAUGAAUUAUUACAUUGGCCGUCCUGUUUUUCAUCAGCUUUCCCCAAUUAUUUAUCAUAUCCCUUUAUUUUUUUUUUUUUCAUCUAAAAACUACUAACUCCCUUCUCUUUUCAAGUCCAUCUUUAGUAGCCAUUAUUGCCAUGGAAACAUGCACUUUUUUCAGUCAGUGAAACACAGUGGCUACUCACAUGAGUCCUUUUGUUCCUCAAAUCUCAGAGCGGCCUGCUGUCACCUUUGUUUAGGGGGGCCCGGCUUCCUGUGUGGCACAUUGUAAAAAAAAGCUCUUUGAAAUAAAUCCGAUGGAGGAAGAGGAAAAAAACACAAACAUGAAAGUGAUUCUAUACAGCCUGGCAGACUCAGGUAACCGGGCACACAGAGAGUAAGAGUAAACUUCAGAGUGGAAGCAAUGCUAAGUAGGAUUCAUGAUGAGAAUAGAGGAUCUUUGUCUGGAUGGAAGAUGAUUUACACAGUGUGGUUUAAUAUUAAGUUUGAAAGGCCUUAAAAACUCUCUAAUUUCUUUAUUUGUCCCAAAAACAGCUACAAGAACAUUUGAAGAAUUACGACAUACUGGAUCCUACUUCUAAAUACAUUUACAACAAAUUUAAUCAAUGAGUCAAAUACCUCAUUGAGAGUUUUUAAUUGGACAAAAAAAAUCUGUAAAAGGCUUCAAAUCAGCUUGAAAAUCAGUUUUUCGUCAUUUGUCUUUUUUUAUGAAUGAUUUUCUUUUGUGCAUGAAUACUAGGGCAUGUAAGAAAUAUCAAGACAACACAUUAGUGCUACAUUUUAAUAUUUUGUGAGUGUGUAUUGUCUUUCUCUUUACUAAUUUUCUACUUAUAGUCAUGCUUUAGUGUUGAGUGCUACAGGGACUGUGAAAGAUACAAUGCAAAUGGGAACCUCAAAGUAUGAAUCAUAUCAAUCUCUGUACUUUAUUUUAUGUAAUAUGCAAAAUACUGAUACAACAGUCUAUCACUGCCCUCAUGCAAUUCAGUAAACGCAUCACUGGUGACAUAUUUUGGUUGAUGUUGGUAAUAACAACUAAUACAGGACCCCAAGAAUGGUGGGUGGUGCAUUAGUAGCAGCUGUAGCAAUAAUUUCACUUAAAACUCCUCAUAGUGGGUCUCGCAAGUCAUACAUUACUGACAUCAUUACUUUUGGGGGAUGACAUAUAUAUAUAUACACCAGAUAUCAUAUUAUAUCUCUAUCUGUUAUACAUACAUGUGAACAUGACAUACAAGUAGCCUUCAGUAAGGUAUGGUUCUUAAUAAUUUGGUUCAAAGAUAUAAGGUCAAGUCUUUAAUCUUCUAAUACCUGAGCUGACACACCUUAAUCUACAUUCUUCAUCAGCAUGUAUGUUUUUACAGUCAGCGAUGUGAAGCAGCAGCUGCCACAGUGUACUUCCAGGUGUUACCUGCAGAGUCUGAAACAAUGAAAUAUAAUCCUUUAAUGAUGUCUCACUCUGGUUGUUGGACUGGGGUUUGACCCUGUCAUGUAUAGGAGUACAAAUGAGGAACCACCCACUCCACCGUCAAACACCUGCUAUUAUAAACGUCAGCGUCAAUCAGCACAAAGGGGGGUAAUGUUACCUGUGACUUUGUGGCCCAAGUGUUUUUUGAAAAUGGGAGGAAAUAGAUCCAAGCCAUUUGGAGUGAGUUUUUAGUGUCAUAAAAAAUCCUUUCAGGCAUUUUGAUCCUGGUUGUAAACCGACACUCAAAGGGUCUCUGCUGUUUUUUUCACAGUGAUCAAGUCUUCAGGAUUACACCAAGUGAUGAUGAGGAGGUGCGAGUGCUGAAGAAAAUACUGGGACACAUGAAGGUCGGUGCAUGUGUUUUCUUAUAUUCACACAAAAACAGUUACUACACUGACUUACAUUAAAGACUUAGUUUGAUUACCACCAGUAAUUUUUUGGGACCGUUUAAUUUCUAAAUUGCUUUAUAAUAAAUUUUAUCUGGUAUUAUUCUGCUCGUACCAAUCCACAGUCCCUCACUAGACUGUAAACAGUUUGUCACACACAGACAGGGUGGGGCGUGAGGCAGUGGGUAGACAGAAAGAGGGGACAUGUGACAGACCACUGAGACCACUGGGAUAGUGAGACAAUAGGGACCUGGGGGGUUCUAGGGAGUAUAUCCUGACUGUGACAGAUGACCACACUUGGCUGCUCCCUGUCUGAGAGACCAGGACACUGAUGAUAGGAUUCUCUGCAUUUGCUCGAAUAAGAAAACCCAAAGUGGCAGAUGAAAAAUACAGAGGUUUCUUUGUGAUGAGACUGAAAGUUGGUAACUUUAUAAACAUAUGUUUCAAAGAGAGUUAAAUUAUGGAGGGAAAACCUGAAGAACACCAAAGCCUGGCCUCUUUAACCAAACUCAUUUGGGAGUGAUUACCCAUGAGCCUCAGGAACAGAGAUGACCUUUCUUUGCACAUUGUUUCAGUUUGCAAAUCCACCACAUAGGAAACAUGAGGAGCCUGGUGCAAUUAUAAAGAGUCUCAUUCAACGAACAGUAAAGGCACUGCUUUGAAUAUUUGAUUGCACAGAUGAUUUUACUUCGUCUGCAGAUGAUAGGGGCACUGAAGGAGACAUGUUUAUGAAAGACCAGAACAAACAUCCUUAUAAAGUUCUUGACUUCCCAAAAAAAUUACAUUUUUACUGGAAAAACUAAUUGUUCGCCUCUAAUCACUCCAUCCAAAGGCCAUUUAAACAAAUUUUUUUCACCAUGUUGAAAUAAAAAAAGUGUCGUCCUUCUCUUCACUUUGGUUUGUUUUUUCUCAGACUCCUUCUAUGAUUUCUAGGUCUGUAUUGGUUCUGGUCAGGUUCUUGUUUUGUGGUCCCAUCUCUAGCAGUCAAGUAAAAAGCAAUACAAAUUGAAAUUCAGGAAAUGUUCAUGAUUUGUUGACGAGCGGUACGAGGACAGAGCCAGGCUGCUGGUCAGGACCCAGCGAGAGCUUUGUGUAUAUUGGGGCAGUGGACGCAGUGAUCCAAGGCCGACCGGAGAGAUGGCAGGUUCUGUUUGGACAGCUGUGGACUUGAGCUUUCAGUAGGAUGGUCACACUGUCAUACCUACAGUGCCAGAGUCAGAGGUUUUCAGCCUCAUGUAUGCAUUAGAUUGAUAUCCAAACAGCUACUUUACAUUUCCCAAACAAGUGAAUUGGGACUUUUGAACUUAACGAGUCUCACUUUAUAGCAAAUUAACACAACCAAACACAGCAUUUCUUGAACAAAUUUUAACCAUCUCUCCUAUAAAUAGCUAGAGGUUUGUGGAUUGUUCCCAAGACUUGUUGUGUAUUGCAUUUCUCUCUCAUAAUUUCUCUUACUCAAGCAUAAACCCCUCAUCCCCGUUUGCCAUGUUUUCAGUGAAAAUGCUAAACUAUGCUUACAAGCAGCACAGACAGGAGAGUGAUAUUAAUCUCUUUAUUCAACUCGUGGCAGGAAGGUAAAUAACUGAACUCUUCCUACUAACAUUUGUUAUAUUUCUCAUCUGUGCCCCACCUUGAAUUUUUUAACUUGCUCCUUAGAACCUAACCCUCCAAGUGCAUUUCAACACUUAUUUCCAGUCUCAAAUUAUUAAAAGCAAAUUAUUUUUCAAACAUGUUAUAGAUAUUUUAUUUCCAAGCGUAUUCUUGCUUUAUUCGAUUGGACCUUGUUUGUGUUUUAAAUCUUGUUUUUCCCAGACCCUAUUGGACCCUGUUUUGUGAAAAAUAGUUUGACUUGUCUCAUUUAAAUCCACCCCCUUAAAGUACUGUGAUUGGACUUGUUACCCUUUUAAUUGGUGCACUUCUUUUUUUUUACUUGCCUUAAAAACAUUGUUAAAGCAUGGUCUGUGUUGUUAUGGCCAUUCGGUUAUCAUAUAAACCACACAAAGUUCACAUCACAAUCGGGAGACAAGCAGACAAAUACCUCAGCUUUAGUGCUCAUAAAAUCAGCCUUUAAAAUGUGAAAACUGUCAGUGAGGACUUGUGUUAUCUGAUUAAAGUGCUUUUUAGGCAUAUGCGUUUUGGCUAACAGAAGAGUGGUUCUGAAACAUUUAGGGUACUUACCCAUUUGGAAAUGCCAUAAAAGUGCAGCAGCAGCAGUAGAGAGUGGUUUAUUCUGCAGGGCACCAAACAUUCCAGCUGAAGACUUACUACUCCUCCAGCUCUAAACAAAGUUGAAUUAAUCUGCUGGGCUUUCUGUAAACCAUUAAACCAAUUGACACAUUAACAAGCAUGUGUGCAGGGGCAGACCUGCGUGUCUGCUACAGCGCAAAUGUAAGCCAGCUGAAGACAUUCACACAUGCUAACAAACGCAUUGAGUAAACUGUUUUUCUCUUUGCAGGGACUUCUGUGUGUGUGAUUGUAGACUCAAGUAUUUCUUUUUGCGUAGACUAAACUUUUCUUCUUAAUGUUUCUCUGUUAUCAUAUUUAUCACCGUGUCCUGUCUGUGUUUAUGUUGAUGGUUAGAUUAGUCAGUCAGGUAAAGCUAGCAAACCAGAUUAUCACUGAAGACUGAAGUUUGAGAUACUUCAAUAAGGAAAAAAGUAAAGGGCAUGUUUGCAGAAAGUGCAUAUGAUGGUUUGCACUAGAACUGACUGGGAAUGUUUGAUUAUGUUUAUAUAUUUUUUGUGUUUGACAAAGAUGCUUCCUGGGUAAAUAAACUCGGGUAGGUAAUCAUAACAAUGCAUAAUAUGACUGAUUUGAUUCCCUCUUCACUUUAUCAGCCACAGUUUAUCUAUUAGCAUUGGCAAUCGUUGAACCCUCCUAAAAUUUUAUAUCAUUUCUUUAUAUUCAUCAGUCAUGUAACCACCAAUCUAACAGAUUUGUCCUGCUUCUUUAAGGUGGACCUCUGGCAGCCCAACAGCUUGACUCUCAUCAGCCAAAAUGCAACAGUGGAUGUCCAUGUGAAACGCAAUGACACUCCAGGCUUACAUGCACGCCUAAAGAAGAAACACAUUGACUAUCGGUAAGACCAGGAAUACAGCACAUACUGAACUACACAUAUAUGCUGGCCCGUCGUACACUCGUCUGUAUUUCUUAAUCUUGUUAGCAGACUUUCUACACCCUGAAAACAUCUGCUAUCCAAAGGGUGCCGCAAUUACCCAGCUCUCCCCAGCCAGAAUACACCAUUUGCACAUGCAGACUUGGCCAUGAAUUGCAUGCAAAAAAAAAAAAGGCCUCAUACUUCCUGAAUUCUGGAACACACAAUAACGCUAACGCACACACACUCGGAGCACAUCAGAGCCCCCUCUCCCAAUCUGCUCUCAGAAGCAACCCUUUCAUCUCUCCGCCCCAUCCCUCAUCAAAAUUAACACUGAAAUGAUGGAGCUUUAUCAAAGCGGCUGCGGCUAGAAAGAAUUCCAUUGUCAUCUCUGUCCUGAGGGAGGAACUGCAGAUCUGAGGAUGAGGGCUUUUUUUCCAACUCUGUGUUGACUGGCUGAGGAUUUUUCAAAAUGCUUUACACUGCAGGGGGACGGUCUUUGGUAGGUGGUCGGGUUUUGGGGGAAUCACACGUCAGAGGGUUUACUCCAAAGGGAAAUAAACUAUCCUUUUAGGAGAAAUUAAAGUAGUUAAAGAUAGAAAUGUGAACAUAAGUACUUUUAGAGAGUUGCACUGCCCACAUAGCAGCUAUAAAAAAAGAUCUGUAUCUGUUUCAGACUGGGUUGGGAAGUGAAGAGGCAGGAGAAGCAAUACUGUGGUUUGAGCUAAUUUACAACACUUUCCAUUUACUGAUAAACUGCAAUUGGAUAAUCAGUCGUGCUACAGAAUAAGGCGAAAGAUAUUGUUGAAAACAGCAUUACUGUCGACAGUAAAUCCAGGAACCCUGAUCCAUUAUUUCAUAUCAGCCAAGAGUGCCAUCUAGAAUAGAUGCAUUUAAUUACAGAGCAGUGACCCAGCAGACAAAAAGGGACCUUUGGUAAUAAAUCAUUGAAUGGAAACUUGGAAAAGGCAGGAGCUAUUAAAUCUAGAGACACAAAUAUGCAACCUCAUGUUAGUGAUCCUCAGUUUUGGGUCUCAGGGCUGAAAAGUUGAGGGGACUCUUAAACUAGGUUAAACAUUUUUCUUGAGGGGUCACAGCUAAUUAUGAUAUAGUUUUCAGAGUUCUCAGGUAUCGAUGAAUGUUUGGUUUAAGAUAAAUAAAAUGGAGAAGCAGCUGGUGACCAAGGUGAGAAUUAUGUAAGGGAUGGUGAUAUUAAAGGAUCCAGAAGCAGACUGCAUGACACACAGAUGGUUCAAAGGUUUUGUUUGAGGCUGGCUGGUUCUGGCUGAGACUGAAGGUAGGUGAAGUCUGGCAGUGUGGAUGUGGUUUGUCCAGAAAGGCUGAGACGCUGGGUCUGGCAGGAUCUGUGCACAAGGAAAAAUUGGUUACGUCUUUGGGGCGAAAACACUGAGAAAAAUACUCUGAUAUAUUAACACACAGUAAUCUCACUACCACAUAGUAGAGUGAGUUAUCUGGUGAGGAGAGGAGAGGAAGCCAGGGUCUUUGUACGGCUGCUGAGAUGAGAUGAAUUGCAGGUGUGAUCAGUCAGCCAGGUGCCUAAUAGCGCAGGCCAGGCCCUUUAGAAAAAACAGCCAGUAAGACCGAUGGGGGAGGAAACACAAGGGAGCAGAGAAAACACAAUCAGGCUGUGACGAAUUAAUGGUUUACAAAUCUUUAUUUACACUCAAGCGUACAAUGAUAAACACAUUGGAUUUAAAACAUGAUGCAUCUUUACUUUUUUUUUUCAGAACUUUGUACUAAUAUAAAUGUAAAAGGAAAAACUUAGUGUUGUCACUGUUUUAAAUUGUUGUUGCACGUUUUAAGAUUAUUGAUUAGAGUGUUGCACAGAUUGGUAUCAUUUUCAUCAUAUUUCUCCUUAAUGUUCUCUCGUCCAUCCACAGCGUGUUUAUCACAAAUCUACAGAAGGAGAUAGAGAAGCAGACAGGAUAUCGCUCAUCACGCAGGCGGAGGUCAGAGUCUCAGUAUGACUACGAGGUGUACCACUCUCUGGAAGAGGUAGAAUGAAUGAACGAAUGAAUGAAUGCAUGAAUGUUUGCACAGCCACCUAAACAUGAGAUGCAAAUUCCAACAUAAAAUAAAUACAUGAAUAAACUUGUAAAUAAUGACACAAGGAAUGUAAUAGAUUCAUGUUAAAGGGAGGGAUGUGACUCAGACAUAUUUGUAUAGACAAAGUCUGCACUCCCCACAGGAAAGGUAAUAUAAAAACAGUUGCAAGAUAUGAUAAAAGAGGUUGUCAUUACCUUUUAAUAAAGGUGUUCCAUGGUAGGAACCUUAAAGACUCUUUAUACCAUCAUGAGACUGGGGGAGGUUUCUCCUAGAUCCACUGGAUUAGAUUACACUACCUACUCAUUAAUAUGACCUGUCCUAUUAAUAUAAAGCAUUUGCAUCUUCUUACCAAUAGCUAAAUAUUAACAGGUAUUGUCAGAUACAGUAAUAACUUCCAAAUUCUUUUUCACAUGUCACAAAGAGGGGAGAGAUCUGAUGGUUCAUUUUGUUGAGGAAAUUAAGGCGUCUGCUGCACUCUAAUAUAAUAUUCUAUGUUAGUGCUCUUUGAGUCUCUUGAUUUUCAAGCAGAGAAAAAAGCAUCUGAACACGCAGAGACCAACCUUCAAGUCCUUUUCCCGUAAUUCCUUAGUUCUCUCUGCAUUACCAUAUUUGACAAGAUGUAAUUUGUCAUAAAAAGGGGACUUAAUUUCCUUUUGUUAAAGGCUUUUAAAUUAAAAACUGGGUGGGAUACUCUCGAUUGGGCUCAACAGCGCUGGAUCAGUGAAAAAAUAAGAUCCAAUUGUACAGAAUAGCUAACUUCACAAAAUCCAAAGAAGUGGCUGUGUGGUUUUCUGUAUUUAGUCUGGAGUUGUGAGUCUGUGAACACUCCAGCUCAUAAAAGUGUCAGACCCCAUGAAGCAGUGUGAGUUGAGCGCACAGAUCCUGAGAGCCUACACAAAUCUUAAGUAGUCUAGGCUUUGAUCCUCUCCUUCUCUCUUAAACACACAUUUUUAGUCAUAUGUCUCUCUGUGUGCCUGAGUAUGGUUGUUUUAACAUUUGGUUGUUUUAAUUCAUACAAAUACUAUGGCACCAUCACUUUAGAUUCAGUCAGAACAUGCAGACUGUGAGUCAACCUAACUUGAACACUAUGUUUAUUAGUAAUUAUAUCAGUCUGACCCAGAAGUUUAAGUUGAACCUAUAACAUAUGACACUUUCAGAAUAUGAUCAAAUGAAACAAAUUUCAGCUCAGCUCUUUUCUUCGCUAAAUGAAGUCUCACGCAAAUCCAAAGGUUCUUGCUCAUGUGUCUCUUUGCCCUGAGUCUAAUUCUUAUUUUGCUCCAUGAAAAACCACAUGAGCAGACACAGUAAAUGCACAAAUUCACCAUCCUUAAGAAUGACUUUCAACUGCCUGAAACAUUAAAUACACAAUAUAAAAUGUUUUAGAGGUUACUCUUGAAGGUUUUGUAAACUAAUUUUGUAUGACAUUUGUCUCCCUGCAGAUCCAGAGCUGGAUGUUUGACAUGAACAGAACUCACUCAGACCUGGUCGACAUGUUCUCCAUCGGGAAGUCGUACGAGGGUAGACCACUUUAUGUCCUUCAGGUAGGAGAGAGAGAGAGAGAGAGAGAGAGAAACGCAGGAAUCAAAGAAGGAUCCACACAUUGUACCAAAAGCUUAGGUGUAACUCCUGACUUGAGUUUUCAUUCUUGAUCCAGAACUUAAUAAAAUAUCUUGAAUGUACAUACCCUACACCAUUUUCUGUCAAGAGCAUGAAAACGUACAUGCAAAACAAAACACACAUGUGCGUGCACAUGCGCCAAAUGAAAGUGCUUGUGUCCUGUCAGCUAGGAAAGAGAGAUCGUCAUCAGAAGAAAGCUGUGUGGAUCGACUGUGGCGUCCACGCCAGAGAGUGGAUAGGACCUGCCUUCUGCCAGUGGUUUGUUAAAGAGGUAGUUUUGACUUUCAGGUUUGCAAUAAAAACGAACAAAAUAAGAGCAUCUGCAUGUUCAAAUGGCAUCUAAAGGGCAUACAUCUUAACUAUCUCUUUCAAGCUUUUGAUGGGAUUUUUUUUUAUAUCUCCAAGGUCUGCAGCAAAAACAGGAACAUCUGCUUUCUUUUCAUGCACAGUUAUGCAAAUACUUGAGAGCGUAAGUUUGAUGUUGGCCAUACAUGAGUGUCUACAAAAGCCCCCUUACAUCUUAGAGUCUUUGUUGCUAACCCCUGAUAUGAGGACAGUGCCAGACCAGAGCUUGACAUUAACUGUGGGAGCUUUUAAUGGCUUGUUUAAUAACGCUGUGAUGCCAGACUAGUGGAAUUUGCAGUACAUUAAGUGCUAGAACUUGAACAUAAUUAAAGUUAAGUCCAUGAAUAUCAAUUUAGAGCACUGAGUCAUGGCCUACUUUAUGGGAUUUUUGCACCAUAGUCUACAACAGAUAAGUACUAAGUUUAAAAAAAAGUGAAAAUCUUGUAACCACACAUUGGCACAGGCAUUAGGCAUCUAAAGGUUAGCCACUCUGAGGUAAGCUGGAGUGUACCAUUUACAAAACAGUGCUUUGUUAUGCUUUUCCUUCCCUCUGUUUGUAGACACUCUCCGACAUGAUGGUUCAAAUCUAAGUUAUCUUUAACAGAUACAGAAAACCUGAUGAAUCUCCUUGAGGUCGUUACAUGAAUUUGCAAAUACUGGAGAAUCUUUCAGUAAAGAAAGAAGAAGUGAGUCAGCAAGAAAAUGAGCAGAAACUCAAAAACGGGGAUUUGCUCCAACUUGCCCGUCAACACUUCAUAUCUCCCCUCUGUGGUGUAAGAACCAGGUUUUGCCACUGGAGGUCAGUGUCCCAUCUUAAUUGGAGGCUCAAAGCUUAUUAACCCUGGUCUGCAGCUGAUUAAGGAGCAGGUAUUAGCAGUAUUAACCCAUUGCCUCACUCAGUCCUUACAGCCAGAGUAUUAACCUACUGGAGUUCUUAUUUACAGAUCAUGCAUACAUGAUGCUUCAAAAUAAUGAAAAUAUGGUGAAGUGGUUGCAUGCCAUUGUGUUAAAAGAUCAAUAAUUCAACAAAGGGCGAGGCAUUUAAUCAAACCAUGUGUCAUUAUUUGACCCCACCUCAUCCUGUGAACUCAAAGACAAAGCCGACCGAGCGACCUCGAGCAGCUUGUACUAGAGACAAAUACCAUGUCAGCUGUUGGGAAAUAAUUCGGCUUUAUUCUGUAUUGUUGAUGAUGAUACACAACAAAAAAGGUCAAGUGUAAAAACUGCAGAAACACACCAACCACCAAUCUGUUUUCUACACCGGGAGCACAAGCACUUUGCAGAAAAUGGAUAGUGCAUGGCUCAAAGACAGAGACACCAACAAACACCAGGCAACAAGUGUCUCCAAAACGCAGCUGUAAAUAACAUAUAUUUAUAAAUGCUGCACAGUCUGAAAUGGAUUCAGCUCAAUGAUUUUAAAUUCACAAAGAUUAGUCAUGCAUGCUUUCAUUAGUUAGUAAUAUCUUUGAUAACUGGGCUUAUUUAUAGUACAAACCUUGGCAAUGAAGUAUCAGGGAAGAACAGGAACAAUAAAAAGAACUAAAACAGAAGAAUUGUUGAUUGAUUCAAGGCCAUACAUCCUCGCACUGACUCACUAUAAUGUGAUAAAUGUGCUUCAUACUUACACAGUUUUCUGCUUUAAUUUUAGGCCAUAAACUCGUACCAGUACGACUCUGUGAUGAGACGACUGCUCAACCAGCUCAGCUUCUACAUCAUGCCUGUUCUUAACGUGGAUGGAUAUCAUUUCAGCUGGACCACGGUACUGUACACGCACACUUCAGAUUAAUUCUAGCUGUUGAUUACUCAAAUAUUAAACAGCUGGAGCCAGAUGUCUUUGUGUUGGUUUUUCCCGCUUUACCCUGAAACUUUACAGAAUACCGGGCUGAGAUCAGGGACCCUUUUUUAUUCAAAAUAAAGGAGAUGCAUCUUCAAUAAAAACUGGUCACGCAUCACUCCUACCCACAGAAUCUGAAUUUUUUUUUAGGCAGUUCACUGAAUAUUUCACUUCCAAAUGGAUCAGAAUUAUACAGUUAUAGAAAACCAAAACAGCAACUGUGAUGUUUCUUAUCUUUUGCGAGUAUAAAGUAUAAACAGUCAAAAAUACGGCCCUGAAGCUCCUGUCUGUUUAUCUCUUGUGACAGGUAGCUCUAUUUGUUCAAUGACUCUGACUGUCAGUGGACAUACACAGUGACACUGUCCUUGUUUUUUUCUUUGCAGGAUCGGUUCUGGAGGAAAACCAGGUCCAGAAAUCACAAGUUCCACUGCCGAGGGGUGGACGCGAACAGGAACUGGAAGGUGAAAUGGUGCGGUGAGUUUAAUGACACUGAACCUCAGAUGAACUCUGAGGAAAAUGCCACUAAGAGGGAAAAUUCAGGCGUAUUUAAAACUUGGGGAGGAACUCCUUGAAGUCAGUUUGCUGAAGCAUUGUAGGUCACUCUGUCUAUUAUUGAGUGUAAUAUGAAAACAGUAUCUGAGUGGUGGUAGUAGUUUGUUGUGUCUCCAGUGGGUGGUGGUUGAGGGGGAUCUGCUGGAUCAUCACUCUGGGAAGACUCAAAUAUAGAACAAAAGUUUGUAUUAUAGAUGUAAAGGAAGUGAGAAAAACAGGAGAGUUUAGAACUGCAGUUUUGCCGUCUCUAAGCAAUAUUUAUCCACAGACUGGUUAUCAAACUACAACAUACCAGACUAAACAGCAAAGAAGGUCAAAAAACCUGAGUUAUUCAAUCCCUAAUCGGUCUGACUACAUUCAGAAAUCUAAAUCUGUCACUUAAAUCAUUCAAUCGGGAAUAAUAAGACGGCAACUUUUGUUUUCCCCAGAGGAAGGAGCCUCCUCUCAUCCCUGCGAUGACACCUACUGCGGUCCCUUCCCUGAGUCUGAACCUGAAGUCAAGGCCGUUGCCAAGUUCUUGCGCAAACACAAGAAACAUGUCAAAGCGUAUAUAUCCAUCCACGCCUACGCCCAAAUGCUGCUGUACCCCUAUUCUUACAAGUACGCCACCAUCCCCAACUUCAGCUGCGUGGUAAGACUUCCUAAUGCUUGUUAUUCAACCGUGAACCUGGUCUAUGUUUUAAACAACAUUAUUAUUCAUCACUUACUGCAUGGCUGCACGCCACACUGAUACUGGAACACAUUGAUAUUAAAUCUUGCUGUGAACACAUAUAGAGGAGGAUCAAUGAUGAGCUCACCCUGUGCUCAGUCUCUCUCUCUCUCUUUCUCUGUCUCUCUGCAGGAGUUAGCAGCUCAUAAUGCAGUGACAGCCCUCUACUCUGCCUAUGGAGUCAGGUACAGAUAUGGACCUGCCUCAACAACUCUGUGUGAGUACUCUUCUUUCCCUUUAUCGUUUUGUAAAAUUGAAAAAUAAACAGUUUUCAUGCAAUGUUUUGGGGGUAUGAUGUGUCAAUCUUAUCUGUUAAUUCACAUUUGGUGACACAAGAUAAGCCUGUUAUGCUUGCAACAAAAUACGCUUGUUGUUUUAGCUGCACAUCAUAUUUAAAGUUUGUGAAAUACAUAUUUAAAUGGCAAAUUGUAUCAACAUAUAUGUUUACAUAUAUCACUGGAAUAAAGAGGAGUAGACAAGGAAACUAUCUGAAGUUGUACUUUAACACAUUUACUUUUGUUUUUUUUGGUGUGUGUGUUUUAACUUACAGCUGAAUGUACUUCCACUGAGUAACUUCCUUAAUGCUUUUUCAUAUUUGGCUCUCUCUUUCACAGAUGUGAGCUCAGGCAGCUCUAUAGAUUGGGCCUACAGAAAUGGGAUCCCAUAUACGUUUGCAUUCGAGUUGAGGGAUACAGGAUACUUUGGCUUCCUCCUGCCUGAAUCUCUGAUAAGCCCCACCUGCACUGAGACUAUGAGGGCGGUCAAGGCCAUCGCAUCAGGUCUGCUGAAGAAGUGCGAGACAGACAGGGACAGAUUUCCAUAUAUAUGA
Xyrichtys novacula (pearly razorfish) is the source of this 14240-nucleotide messenger RNA. The record is from the annotation of a GenBank genome assembly. NCBI's taxonomy places the organism in Eukaryota, Metazoa, Chordata, Actinopteri, Labriformes, Labridae.